Molecule: messenger RNA, 1758 nt
Organism: Lodderomyces beijingensis
Lineage: Eukaryota; Fungi; Ascomycota; Pichiomycetes; Serinales; Debaryomycetaceae
Source: the annotation of a GenBank genome assembly
AUGGAUAAGGACCAUCUUUCAACUAUACGAGCCCAGUCGCCGAAAACUUUUCUAUUCGCAUCCAUAGCCAAGACUCAUCUUGGGGAAAUUGCAGCUGUUAUAACGACGAUUUUGCUAGCUAAUGGCCGGUUAACCGUGAGACAAUUGAGCAAAAAGACAAACUUGACACCAAAAGCAAUCAAGUCAGCUAUAGUGUCAUUGAUCCAGCUAAAUUGUCUAUACUAUUGGCAGGAAAAUGACAAGACUACUUUCUAUUCCAUAAAUGAGGUUGGCUUCAACACGUUGAUCAGUAGUGGUGACAUACUUCAACACAUUAUUCAGCAAUACGGGGAAGCCGAAGCUGAGCUCGUGCAAAAUAUAUUGAUGAAUGGUCAUAUCAAGAUUGACGACUACCUCCGACAGUUUGACGACGCUAAUCAGCGAUUGACAAAAGAGAAAAUCUUUCUCCAAUUGUUUAAUGACGGUUGGUUGAAACUGUUGGAUAUUCAUGCAUACCAUCACAUAUGCGACAUUUGGGAUAAACUCUUCCAAGAUACAACUAAAGUCACCCCAAGAUUGCCAGCGCAGUCGGAGGUGAAACGAGUCGCGGAGAUACAGGCUACUUGUAAGCAGAAACUAGCAGCGUUGUUGAACACUACCCAUGCCAACAUCUACAUUACUGAAAAUGGGUACAAGAAAUUGGACCCACAACUCGUCAUUACUUUCAAUUUAGCGAGAUUCCAAAAACACACGAGAACCACUGCAUUUGUCAACUUGGCCAGUUCGCGAAUUGGGCUAUUAACGUCAAAAGUCUACGAAGCAGCAUUGCACAGUAUCGAAAAAAAUAGCCCCGAAUUAAUGCAUCCCUUUUUGCAAAUCCCCGGGCUAUUAAACGAUCCUACAGCAGUCAAAGAGUUUGUGGAAGGAGAAGAAAGCAGCGCCGUCGCCGCAAAGCAGAUUGUAUUCACGGCCAAGGAUAUCUUGAGAUUUUUCCCCAAAGAACUCGAUUUGACCGAUUCGGUGGUGAGCAAGAGCCACCCGGGCAAGAGAAUCAACCUUGAAGCGGAUUUUCCUGAGUCGAACAAGAGAAUCAAGCUUGAAAACGGCGGCAGUUUUCUUCCCGUUUCUACUACUUCCGACUCCGAUGAUGCCGAUUCCAGGCUCUCCAUUAUCCAACAGCAUCUACAUCUCUUGGCAACUGGCACAAACACACGAUUUGUAGAGGAAAUCUCGCCCGGCCGUUAUAGCAUCCCGUUCAAUCGCCUCACGCAUCAAGUUAAGCAAUUCCACUACGAAACGCUCAUCAAGGCCACAUUGAACGAGCAGGCGUUUCGCAUUUUGCGAUGCAUCAAACAACUCAAACUCGCCGAUGAGAAAACCAUCGCCAAUGCCGUUUUGCUCAAGGAGAAAACCGUGCGCAAUGAAAUCUACGCGCUUGUUAAAGCCAACGUUGUGGAAAUCCAAGAGAUUCCUCGAAGUUUAGACCGCGCCGCGUCAAAGACUUUCUACUUGUUCCGCUAUAAAGAAUAUCACCGGUUUGAGAGCUUGAUCAAUAGUCUAAUUUUCGACAUGGCGGAGAUCAUCACCAAUAUCGUCGAUUUCAAAGCUGAGCAUCGGAUCUUGUUGGACAAAUGCAACCGUGUCGACGUUGAGGGCCACGAAGAGGAAUUGUUGAUUGAGUCGGAGUUGCAAACGUUGCACGGCUUGCAACACCGCGAGAUUAAGAAUUUGGUGAGGUUUAAUAGAACUCGAUUCUUGCGGGAUAUAUAUACUUUAUAG